Molecule: messenger RNA, 1277 nt
Organism: Cephus cinctus (wheat stem sawfly)
Lineage: Eukaryota; Metazoa; Arthropoda; Insecta; Hymenoptera; Cephidae
Gene: TBC1d7
Product: TBC1 domain family member 7
Exons: 5
Coding region: 181-1194 (337 amino acids)
Biological process (GO): negative regulation of TOR signaling; activation of GTPase activity
Molecular function (GO): GTPase activator activity
Source: RefSeq, a predicted model, not a curated record
GCUACGAUUUUGCGGUAUGAUUUUGGUGUCGCCUAAAACCGUACCGUUGUGCAUCUCCCUGCUCAUCUCAGUCGUAGCGUUGUGCAUCUCCCUAGUCAUCUCUGUCGAGAGAGUAGUCGAAAUCAGUCGUUCUUAUUUAUAAGUUCAUGCCUAGAAUUGUGUUAUUGCAUUUUUAAAUAAAUGGCGGAUGAACGAAAUUUUCGGUCGUCGUAUUAUGAGAAGGUUGGGUUUCGCAGUGUAGAGGAGAGGAAGUCGUUGGAAAUUUUGCUCAAAGACCGUCCCUUUGAUAAAGCAAAGUUAAAGCAAUUUUGUUUACGCUUUACAGUACCAACUUUGUAUAGAAAUUUUUUGUGGAAAAUCUUACUUGGGGUUGUACCUACUUUUGCUGAAAGUCAUGACUUUAUAAUGAUACAACGUAAAGCAGAGUUUGAAGAUCUACAAAAAGCACUGCAAAUUGCAAAGAUUGUGAAUGAAAACACUAAACCUCAUGAAGUGUUUCUUACAAUGUGGCUUCUACGAACUAGAAGAGUUAAGAUUGAUUUAAAUGCUCAGUUGGAUGCUCCAUUACUGCGGUUGAGUCACAAAUUUUUAAUUCUAUAUUUGUUAAGUGCAGAUUGUUCUCUUUUAAAUACAAAUACAACAAAACAGUAUCAAAAAAUGGCAACAAGUAAACUAGCUGAGAGUUUGUGUCAUGUUGUUGAUACUGAUCAUGAAGACAAGCUAGUGGAUACAUAUUGGCUUCUACGUGGCUUUUUGGAUCAAGUACAAAAGUUCUACAAGGAAGUUGUUCGGCUGCAAGAAUGCACCUACAAUAUUUUGGAACGAGAGGAUCCUGAUUUAUACAAACAUCUCACUAAGAUCGAAGCUCUUUUCAAUCUUCCUUUUCAUAUUUGGUUCUAUUCAUGCUUUGCAGGAACCAUAAGCAAUGGCUCUAUUCCAAAAAUAUGGGAUAAAAUAGUAGUUGGUGCCUAUAAGAUUUUAGUAUUUGUGGCUGUUGUCACAUUAAUUACUUUAAAACGGGUUCUCCUACGAUGCGAGCAUCUGGAUAAUAUUCUGGAUGCUAUCAAUAAUAUAUCUGAAGAAACUUCGGAAGUAAUCGUUAAUAAGGCAAUAGAAUUAUGGCAGCAGAGUGGUUCUACGCUGGUAUCAAUGCCUCAAAGUAUACAAGCUGUAGCUCAAGUUAAUCAAUCGUAACGAAUGACGCGUUAUAUUUUUUUGUGUAAUAAUAUAUUGUAUGUAUAGUAUGAUAUAUUUCUUAAAUAAAAUUAAUUCCAAAA